AUGGCUGACAUUCUCCACGCCAUUGCACAAAAGCCUCAACCUCGCAUCGUGGCCGCGCCAAGUGCUUUGCCUCAGGCUCAAGCCAGAAAAGGGUCGCUUGCCAAUAUUCAACCACAGCAGGAUGAAUCUGAAAACAAUGAAAGUACGCCGGGACCUUCGGAAAGCUUUCCUGCUGUUGUCAGGCUAUUCACGGCAUAUCGAAAAGACUUGCUGAAGCAAACUAGCAAAACACCUGAGUACGACGAAAUCGACGAAUGGUUCCGGAAGGCUGGGAGUCAUCAAGGGUCUCAUCUCUGCAACAUGGACAAGACGCAAGGCGAAGAUGACGACGACGAGAAGAUCAUCUCGUUUCUUCACCACUGUUUGAAAGCAACAGACAGAUUCGAUCAACUGCUCCCCCUUUUCGACUGGGCUAUGAAAACGUACCCUCAGCUUUACCUUAAAGGCGUCGAUCGAGACAAGUCCAUCUUGAAUUUUGCUUGCAGCAAAUGCAAGGCAUCCAAAGAGAAGGAAUAUCUCAGUACUCUUAUGAAACACUACCCCUCGCAACUAAGUGAUAUCCUGAAGAAGUCAUCGCCCAAACAACAGGGGAAACUACUUCUUGAAAUCAUCCCUUUCAUUAGGGGUCGCACUGGCCCAGAGUUCUUAUCAUUCUUUAGGCAUGGAUCUAUGGAGUUCAAUACAACCCAGCUACAAACUGAAACACCUCAAACAAAGGCAGCUGUCACGGUCACUGGGACUCAGGGUAUAGAAAGCCGGGUUCCAGCCACCCUAGCGGACGAUGUCAUCCGUAAAAGGUGUGCUGAUGAUUACGUUGUCCUCAACUGGAAGGCGGCGCAAGGGCCUUCGAGCCUUGACACUACAUCCCACUGCCUAAAUACUAAGAAGUCGCUCGAGCCUGGACAAGUUCCAGGAUUGCAACGAAAUAAGGACAAUCAAACCCCUUUGCACCUGGCUGCCUUAUAUGAAAAAAAUCAGAACGCCAACUUUGAAAGUCAACUCGAGCUGGUCAAGUCUUUGGUAGCUUGGUGCCCUGCUGCACUAGACAAGCCGGACUCAAAAGGGCGGUCUGCCUAUUUUCUUAGAGUCGAAACGCUUGAAGACUGCAAAUUGGAGCAGGAUGAAAUUGCAUUCUUCCUCAAGGACAAGAUAUUACAUCUGGACAAUCGCGACGCUGUCCCCGAACUGCUCUAUGGACAGUCAAAGUCAGCCACUGCAGCCACUGUAGCCAAGAAACCGGAGAAGGAAAUCCACCUCGACUUGAGCGAAUUGACGACAUCUUCAUCUAGAGAGGACCUCAUCAGGUUUAUCGACGGGUUAGUCUUCGAAAAUAUUCUUCAGUAUGUCAAGAUUCCACAACACCCUUUCCGUCCUCGUGACCCUUCGCGCUCUUCUUCCGAUGGAGCCGCUUCAAAGCAUGACGAGAAUGGAUGUGGUCGAAAAGAUUUUAUCGCUAUUUUUGAGAAGCUGAAAGAAAAGGGCGUACGAAAGAUUAUUCGGGUCAUAGUUGACGAUGACGACGCAUGUCUCCAUCAAGAUGAUGCCCUCGAAAACUUGGGCGAGUUUAAGAUCGAGGACUUUCAGUGGAGAAAGACAGACAUGUCAAGCAGUGUUAUCAUAAAGGCGGCAGGAAACGCUCGACAUAUCCAGCUAUUCAGCAGUGGUAACCACUCAGUGCUAAGGGAUUGGUCAAGUUCAGAGGGUCUCAAUCGACUUGAAUCACAGCUUAAGUCUGUCCAUGUCAUUGUACGCUGGAAGAUUGAAUCACUGUCGAGGACCGAAAAAUAUGCCCGAGAUUUUAUCAAGAGACUCAUUGUGCACUGCCCUCAGGUUCAAUCAAUCGAGGUUAGACUUGAGCCCCUGAAGUCAAAAAGCCAUGAUGAAUGGACGCAACCGAAAUUCAUUGCCAAAACCAAUUCCUGGCUACGCAGAAUGCAACACUUUGCAGGAUUUAUUGGCAAUGUCAGAAAACUCCAACAGGACGGUGGUGCUAGACAAGUACGAGUAGCCAUACUUGACGAUGGGAUCGACUGGUCUUUUGUCAGUUCGAUCCGAGCCACAGGGCGGUCCUUCUACGCUGAUAAAAGAUUCGAUUUGGGCUUCCAAAAGUCGUGGUUUUCAUCGUCGACAGAUCACGGCACUCUAAUGGCAGCACUCAUCUGCAAGAUUUGUCCGGAUGCCAUCAUUUAUUCAGCUCGGCUAGAACAGACCAUAUCAAACACUGGCUCAUUUCAGCCCACUGCUCAUUCAGCUGCAAAGGCAAUCAAAUGGGCAGUUGGGAUGAAUGUUGAUAUUAUUUCCAUGAGCUGGACUAUCCCUGGGGAAGAUGCAGAACUUCAAAAUGCUGUCACCGCUGCGCACACGGCAAAGAUUGUAAUGUUUGGUGCGGCCAGUGACCAGGGCGUAAGUGAAGACAUACCACAGUUCAUGGGUAAAAUGAACGACAAAGUCAUAUGUAUCGGUGGGGCUCGCGAGAGUGGCUAUAGUGAUGAGAAGUCUCAGGCCCAAGGAGAGUAUUUCUUUCCGGGCCAAGCUUCCAGCAUCCCCGGUCCUCUACCACCGAUGAAAUCCAACUUCGGGGAUCAGCCGGCCAGUUCUGUAGGAACCGCAUUAGCUUCUGGCUUGACGGCGAUGAUUAUGCUUCUCGUUAACAUGUCACCCAAGUAUGGUGGAGUUUCCUCUCGAAAAUCGGAUCAUGAGGCAUACAGAUUGCAGCUACAAAAUCCGGAUAUAAUCCGCAAGGUCUUCGACCACAUUCUUCGAUCAUCCAGCGACUCUGAUACGCUGGAUAGAAAGAGAACUAUUCCUGUGGACAGGAUCUUCAAAACAGCCAAACUGGAAAGGAAACUUCAGUCCGCACCAUCAAACGAACGCGCUAAGAAGGGCUUGGAGUUGAUAGAUGAGGUUGUAGAGAAACUUUUACGUGGCCUUAUCAACUCUCAUCAAGACCGGGACGAGGAAUCUGGAUCUGACGACAGUGAUGCUACCGACGAAUAUUAA
Messenger RNA from Fusarium musae, 3000 nucleotides. RefSeq lists its product as uncharacterized. Gene Ontology annotation, biological process: proteolysis. Gene Ontology annotation, molecular function: serine-type endopeptidase activity. Bases 1 to 3000 code for a protein of 999 amino acids. The transcript has 6 exons. The record is from RefSeq and is a predicted model, not a curated record. Lineage: Eukaryota; Fungi; Ascomycota; Sordariomycetes; Hypocreales; Nectriaceae.